AUGUGUCCAAAUCCUACAAAGAUAUUAGAUUUGGGUACAGGAACGGGGAUCUGGGCGAUUGAUAUGGGAGAGCAGUAUCCCUCCGCCGAGGUCAUUGGCACAGACCUAAGUCCUAUACAGCCCAGUUGGGUACCCCCAAAUGUGAGUUUCCAAAUAGAUGAUAUCGAAAGCGAGUGGGAAUGGCCUGAAGGAACCUUCGACAUGGUGCAUAUUCGCUACCUCAACGGUGGAAUCAGUGACUGGGCUGCGCUCUUCGCUGAGGCUUAUAAGUCAUUGAAGCCCGGCGGUUGGAUUGAGGUUUGUGAGUUUGAAAUGGGUGUGGCCAGUGAUGAUGGGACGUACUCGGCGAAUUCAAGCUUAGCAAAGUAUUAUGAGCUCACGAAUGAGGCCGCUAAGAAAGCUGGUGCCGACACGCUCAUCAAUGGGAUCGAGAAAGCCGGAUUCCGGAAUUCUACAAUGAGGAGGAUUAAGGUACCACUCGGUAGUUGGCCAGCCGACCCAUUGCAGCGAGAGAUUGGAGAGUGUUAUUUGAUGCUUUCUGAGACUGGAUUUGAGGCGUUGGGGAUGGCAUUGUUGACAAGAAAUCUGGGUAUGGAUCCCAGUGAUGUGACAAAGUUGGUUAAUAGCGCCAAGCGAGAGCUGUCGUCAAAGAGAAUGCAUACCUAUAAUAUCCACUUCUUUCUACACGCUCAGAAACCACUUAAAUCGUCUGUUUGA
Morchella sextelata is the source of this 717-nucleotide messenger RNA. RefSeq lists its product as uncharacterized. NCBI's taxonomy places the organism in Eukaryota, Fungi, Ascomycota, Pezizomycetes, Pezizales, Morchellaceae. The coding region runs from base 1 to 717 and encodes 238 amino acids. Gene Ontology annotation, molecular function: methyltransferase activity. The transcript is spliced from 6 exons. The record is from RefSeq and is a predicted model, not a curated record.